AUGUCCCCAACUUUGGUUUAUUUAGAAGUCCCACUUAGGCAGAGGUGGGUCGGAACAAUCAGAGGUGUCGGAAAUCGGAAGAGCCGAAAAUCGGAAUGCCUCAAAAGUCGGAACUCGGAAAUCAAAUUUUUUUCUGAAAUCGGAAGGAAAAAAUGUCGGAAAUCGGAAUUCCGACCCACCUCCGCUUUUAGGCUAGCAUGUCAGGACAGUUUACAAAGAAACAGUUCACCGCAUCGGGAAAUUUAUAAGGAUACUAGAAAACGAUAUGGAGACUCAAAAUUCUCCAAAAAUGUGUUCGAACUUUCCUACAACCACGACCAUGAAUUAAUAACAAAACACAUUCAUCAAACAUAUUUUGUUGUUGAAAUUCGUAAAAUAUUUUGUGGAAUAUUUGAUUUUGCAAAAAAUUGCAAAAAAUCAAGCAAAAAAGAAAGUGAAAAAAAUGGAAGAACUGAAAGUACAACCCCGUUAAUUGACGAAGAUUACGAUAGUGAUGGGAGCAAAAAAGAAGAGGAUUGUAACCUUGAUUUGGAUAAAGUUGCAAUUUUCAAACGUGUCUGUAAAGUAUUCCAAAAAGAAAAUUCAAACGAUCGAGUAGAGUUGCUUCGACUUAAAGGCUUUAAUGAAUUGGACGGUCAGAGAAAUAAUUUGGAUUUGAAAAAAUUAAAAAAAGACUUGGAUAACGCUAAACCAGGAAAACCAGGAAACACGAAAAAGGAAGGCUUUAGUCUUGUGAGGGGUGUCAAAAAAGUUUUAGGUAUUGGAAAAAAUAAUAAAGGUAAAAAUAAAGAUAAAAAUAAAGAUAAACAAAAGAUCAAAGCAAAUUCAAUAGAUAUUGAACCACCAAGGCGAAGUUUUGAGUUCCAAAGAUCGGAAUCAAAUAUAGCAGAUCCACCAAGAAAAAGUCUUGAUGUUACUGGCAGCAUUCCAUGGAUUACAUUUGAGGAAAAUUCGUAUCAUUCAGAUAAUGAAUCGAGACAAAGUCUUGAUACUCCUCUUUUGGAUCACGAACAAAAUUUUUAUAAAAGUAGGGAGUUGAUUUUAAAAAUUGAUACUCAUUCUUAUGACACUCAUUAUCCGACACUCAUUCUUAUUAUUUGA
Messenger RNA from Meloidogyne enterolobii, 1101 nucleotides. Lineage: Eukaryota; Metazoa; Nematoda; Chromadorea; Rhabditida; Meloidogynidae. The record is from the annotation of a GenBank genome assembly.